This is a messenger RNA of Rosa chinensis, 732 nucleotides long. RefSeq lists its product as uncharacterized. Gene Ontology annotation, molecular function: RNA-DNA hybrid ribonuclease activity; nucleic acid binding. Bases 1 to 732 code for a protein of 243 amino acids. NCBI's taxonomy places the organism in Eukaryota, Viridiplantae, Streptophyta, Magnoliopsida, Rosales, Rosaceae. The record is from RefSeq and is a predicted model, not a curated record. The transcript has 2 exons.
AUGACAGAUUGGUAUGGCCUUGGAACAGAAAUGGGUGCUAUUCAGUCAAAUCUGGCUACCACUGGUGCCUCUGUGUACCAACACAAGUCUGUCUCCCCCCAUCUGACCAUUGCUUCGGCCACCACCUUGGCCUUGGAGUUCCAAUCAACCAUCUCGAUCCUUCGGACUGACAUUGAAGUGACACCACCUGACCAUGAUCAUCAGCAGACGGCCCAGUCUCGACUUCUCUGGAAGACUCCCCCGCCAAAUUACCACAAAGUUAACUGUGAUGCGUCAUGGAAGGCUCCGCACAAGGCCGGGAUUGGCAUUAUUAUCAGGAACUCCAAUGGAGAGCUUCAUUGCGGUGCUGCUUCUCCAGCUCACUGCGGAUCAAUAGCGGAAGCGGAAGCUUUCGCAAUCCUUCAAGGGGUCUCUUUAGCAGUCACAACGAAUCUGAGGAAGGUAAUUAUUGAAUCAGAUGCGAAAGAAGUGAUCAGUGACUUGCGUGAAGUGGGUAGAAGGAAAAAUUGGAGAACUUACCCGAUUCUAGAACAAAUUCGAAAGAAGGCUUCGAGUUUGGAGGAUUGUAAAUGGGAAUGGAUUCCCCGUGAAGCGAAUAGGGUUGCUCACAAUGCAGCUUCGCUUGCCAAUGGGUCGGUGGGUCCUUUGAGAUGGGCUACCCAGCCACCACCUUCCCUAACACUGGUUCUAAGGAAUGAUGGUCUCCCCUGUCCUCCCAUGGCGGAGGGAUGA